UUAGUGUGACUUCAGGUCUGCACAGUGAGGCAGAGGGAUCACGGACUUUGACGGAAUUCCAUCACACACAUGCACUUGGAGUUCACUUCCAAACCUGGAUUUGUAUUCCUUUACUUGCUAAAAUGUUUCAAGGGUGGUCUCUUGCCCUGCAUCUACUCCUGCUGUGCUGGCUGGCCACUGCCCUGCAGGUUAUAGAAGAGCGAGGCUCAGGAGGUCAUCUGGACCUGACGGAGUUAAUUGGCGUGCCCCUCCCUCCCUCCGUCUCCUUUACUCCUGGCCAUGAGGGUUUUCCAGCCUACAACCUCGGGCCUGAUGCCAACAUCGGUCGGCUCACCAAGACCUUCGUGCCAGGCUCAUUCUACAGAGACUUUGCCAUCAUUGUCACGGUGCGUCCAGCCUCUCAGAGAGGAGGGGUCCUCUUCGCCAUCACAGAUGCCCGUCAGAAGGUGGUGGAGCUGGGUUUGGCCCUCACUCCGGUGCGGGGGGGCCUCCAGAGCAUCUUACUGUACUACACUGAUGAGGAACAAGCUUCACACAGCCACAAAGCUGCUUCCUUUAGUGUCCCUGAUAUGACCGAGCAGUGGACACGAUUCACGGUGGUGGUGGAGCAAGAUGAGGUGCGUCUCUACAUGGACUGUGGCGAGGCAGAGAGGACGACAUUCCAUCGCAGACCAGAACGACUCAACUUUUCGCACAAUUCAGGAGUUUUCGUAGCUAAUGCAGGAGGCACGGGGCUCGACAAGUUUGUGGGAUCCAUUCAGCAGCUGGUGAUAAAAGAUGAUCCUAGAGCAGCUGAGGAGCAGUGUGAAGAGGAUGAUCCUUAUGCCUCGGGAUUCACCAGUGGAGAUGAUGCAUUGGAUGACAGAGAGUCAGAGGAGGAAAUGAUGAAGAACACACACGAGAGAAAACAAGGCACAGAGCAGGAGGAGGACAGUGUUCCAGUCAGAGCUCCACCCACUGAGGCCCCGGAGGUGGAGCUGGAGGAGUUCUCCGGUCAGCAGACUACAACAGAGGCCACUGAAGACAUGCUGCUAAAAGGGCCACACAUGACACAGGAGCCAGGGGAGGCACCCAGAGAUGGUCAUGUCAGACAUGGGAUAAAAGGAGAGCGUGGAAGUCCUGGACCCAGAGGCCAACCUGGCCGACCUGGACACCCAGGCCCCACCCCUCUACCUGGGCCAGCUCAACCCGGGCCGAGAGGGACACAAGGACCAGCCGGAGUCCCCGGGUCCACAGGACAGCAAGGGAGAGACGGACAGGCGGGACACAAGGGUGAUAAAGGGGAUGCAGGUCAAAGAGGAACUCAGGGAUUAUCAGGUUCUGACGGAGAAGCUGGAUCUAAAGGAGAGAAGGGAGACCAAGGAGUUGGUGCUCCGGGCCUCCCUGGGCCUCCUGGACCGCCCAGAUCACGCAGUGUAUCGUAUGGAGCAGAUGCCCUGGGUUCUGGCUUUGAAGACCUGGACAGUGACACUGAGCUCAUCAGGGGUCAUCCUGGUCUACCCGGGCCUCCAGGGCCCCCGGGUCCCCCUGGACCCUUACCAUCAUCCUCAGCUGAGGGCUUCUCUUCAGGAUAUGCUGGUCUACCCGGCAAAGACGGACCGCAAGGGAAACCUGGAUUACCAAUGUAUAAGGAUUGGUUUAGUGGCUCUGGGUCUGAUGCUUCAGGACUGAGCUCAGAGUUUUCCUCUGACCUCGGCUCUGGGUUCAGCUCCGGGUUCAGCUCUGAGCCCGGCUUUGCGUCCGGUUCUGGGCUUGACUUUGGGUCUGCUUGGGGUUCAGGCGAGGGUCUAGCAGGAACAAAUGGCAGUCCAGGCCUAUCAGGAGCUUUGGGAGAGAAGGGUGAACAAGGGUUAGCUGGUCAACCUGGACCAAAGGGUGAAUGCGGGUCUCUGGGGACAAAUGGAUCCUCAGGGGCUCCAGGGCCUAGUGGACCACCGGGGAAGAGGGGCCCAUCAGGUCCCCCAGGACCCCCUGGCCCUCCCUGGCCAACCAAAUUCUUUGUAGAGGAUAUGGAAGGAUCUGGGAAGAGUGACAUGCUCAUUGGAACCGGAGUCAGAGGCACACAGGGUCCACCUGGUAUACAUGGUCCAACAGGACCUAAGGGUGAGGAUGGAGCCACAGGAGCACCAGGGCUCUCCGUCAAGGGUGAACUCGGGGACAAAGGACCAGAGGGCCGCCAGGGUCCUGCUGGACUACCAGGAGCCAGAGGGGCUAAAGGAGAAAAAGGAAAUCUAGGAUCCAAGGGUGAUCGAGGCGUUGAUGGACUCAGUAUCCCAGGAGCCCCUGGGCCUCCUGGACCUCCUGGACCAACCCUUAAUCUGCCGGAUCUGCUGCUCAACAUGACAGAGGGGAUCUUCAACUUCACAGAUAUCAGAGGACCACCAGGGCCCGUGGGCCCUGAAGGCUUGCCUGGCAGAGCAGGAUUUCCUGGCCCCAGGGGACCAAAGGGAGACGUAGGCCCUGCAGGUGUCCAGGGGCCAUUAGGGCUCAAGGGGGAGAAAGGGGAGCCAGGGGUGACCAUUGCUGCUGAUGGAUCCCUCAUAUCAGCACCAAGAGGUCCCCAGGGGCCGAAAGGCCUCAAGGGUGACCGUGGUUUCUCUGGACCUGCUGGACUAAUGGGCCCGAUAGGACCAAAUGGACAAAAAGGAGAAUAUGGCUUUCCUGGUCGCCCAGGACGAUCUGGUAUGCCUGGGAGGAAAGGUGACAAAGGAGAUGCUGUGGGUCUAUCGGGACCUCCGGGUCCUCCGGGCCCGCCUGGACUUCCAGGAAGAGUAGUUGGGCUGAAAGGAACAGUGUUUCCGGUGCGCCCCAGACCGCACUGCAAAAUGGGACGACAGUCAGGUACAGCGAGAGACUCAGUCGGAACUAAAGGAAACAAAGGAGAUAUAGGAAUACCUGGAGAGCCAGGGACACCUGCACCCGAGUUUCCAGAUGGAGUUGUGGGUGCUAGAGGUGAUAAGGGAUACCAAGGUCAGAAGGGAGACAAGGCUGAUGGCGGUCUGCCUGGUCCUCCUGGACUGCCUGGCAGGUCAGGACUUGUGGGUCCCAAAGGUGAGUCUAUCGUGGGACCUCAUGGACCUGUUGGUCCGGUGGGCGAGCCUGGAGCUCCUGGGUUUGGACGACCUGGCCCCCGAGGGCCCCCUGGUCCUGCUGGACCCCCAGGACCUGCAUCUGGAUAUGGAUCAGGUGCCAGUGUCCCUGGCCCCCCCGGUCCCCAAGGCCCGACAGGAUCUCCAGGAAAUGCCAACGCGAUGACUGUUUAUAAGACGAGCAACGCUCUAGACAGAGAGACUCAUCGCGCUGCAGAGGGAACAUUGGCCUAUGUGUCUGAGAAAGGAGGAGAGCUGUUCAUCAGAGCACGCAACGGCUGGCGCAAGAUCCAGCUCGGAGAGUUGAUCCAAUCUGGACCCUCCUCAUCAGUGACGUCUCAGUCCCUCAGCAGAACUGCUGAGAGGAGCCGCCCACACAGAAUCCACAGCCAGGAGCUUCAAGAGAGCAGUAGAGGAUAUCAGCCCAGCUAUAAUGUAUUACCUCAGACCUUCAACGCUGUACCGGGGCUCCAUCUGGUGGCCCUGAACGCCCCGCUGAAGGGGGACAUGCGUGGCAUCCGGGGGGCCGACUUCCAGUGCUACCAGCAGGCCCGCUCCAUGGGGCUGACCUCCACCUACCGGGCCUUCCUGUCCUCACACCUGCAGGACCUGGCGACCAUCGUGAGGAAGGCCGACCGCACUGACAUGCCCGUGGUUAACCUCAGGGGUGAGGUGUUGUUCAGUAGUUGGAUGUCCAUCUUCUCUGGGAAUGGAGGCACUUUUACCCCGUCCACACCCAUCUACUCCUUUGAUGGCCGCAAUGUGAUGACUGACUCAGCAUGGCCAGAGAAGCAGGUGUGGCACGGCUCCAACACGGUGGGCAUCCGCCUCACCUCCAACUACUGCGAGGCGUGGAGGACGGGAGACAUGGCGGUGACGGGCCAGGCUGCUCUGCUGCAGACGGGACGCCUGCUGGGGCAGCACACGCGCUCCUGCUCCAACCACUACAUCGUGCUGUGCAUAGAGAACACAUACGUGGGGAACACGCAUCAAAAGAGGACCUGAAGAACACACACUCUCACACAAACACACAUGCAGGCGUGCUGAAAGUGAAGAGUAGAACAUGUGACUAAGUUCACAUGCAUUUUAAUUGAAAUGGAAAACACAUGCAGGCACAUACAUGAUGAUAUAUCACUGCAUAUAAAUGACAGACAGAAGGCACUUUUUGUUAAUGCGUUCAGAAAAUAUACACCCACGUUGACACGCAGCAGGCGCCUAAUGAAAACACACAUUUGAGUUUCUUUCACUAUGUUUAGGUUUGUCUUUAGUGCCAAUGUUUAACCCAACAUGCGUCCGUCCCAAGUUAGAUUUUAAUUAACUAAACUUUUUUUAAUGACAGCAUCACACAGGACAUUGAUAUUAACAGUAUGUGUUGUUAAAGUGAGGAAUGACUCGGGAUAUCAGGCACUGACACAGACUGAUCUGAGCACAGCUGAAUAACUGAACCAUUACUGUGCAGGUUCUGUUUUAAGGAAUACUUCACCCACAAACUGUCCGCUUGUAUAUCAGUUACUCACCCUGUUAAUUAAAAUUCUUGAAGAAAAUAAAUCUUACAUGCCUACAUGGUGAACAAAGAAUAAGAAAACAAAAAAAAGUCUUGAUAAAUGGAAUUAAAUGUGGGCUGCAUUUAACAAGAAUUAUUCAAGGUAACACAGGGUGAGUUACAGAUAAAGAAAUGGCCAUUUUGUGGCUGAGGUACCCCUUUAACUAAACAAUUAUAAUUGUUGCUUAUCAUUUUCAGAAUUGUAGAUAUUUUUUUGUAUUUUCCCUACAGUUCAAUACAGUCAACAAACCCCAUGAAUGAAAAUAUCAACAACAGCUGGUCCCUUUAGUUUUUAGCAAACUUCAUGCAAACAAGAGGAAAUAGUGCAUUUGUUUGGGACUAUUUUCAGUGGUGGAUUUACACACAUUUGGCUAUCUACUGUCUAAUUUUUGGCAGCAGGACAGCGUAAAUGGGAUUGAGUUGAAAUAAACUACAGUGUGUGUGUUCAUGGUAAUAUAGGAACCCAGUGCAAGUUCAUAAUUAAUAAGAUCAAUAAAUUGUUAGUUUUGGUCUUUUUUCACAGAGAAAAAUAUAGAUUAUCACCAGGUUUACAUUAUAAAUAUGAUGAGCACAAUGUGAACCGUUUGAGAAACAUACCGCACACAUGUAAUGACAUAUUUCUUUGUGUGUGAACCUCUAAUGUCAGUGACCAUGUCUUCCUGUCAUAUUUUAAAUGUUAAUUCACUGUAUGAAAAUGACUUCCUGCUAGCAAAGUCAACCAAUCACAGCAUCACUUCUUAUUCAUCCAUUUUAUUUUCAGGCCAAAAAACACUGGCUGGAUUUGACCAAAAACAUUUUACCACUAGGAUCAUCUCUAUUUGUUAAAGCUGCUGAUUAUUAAAACAACAUUCAAGAGAUUAUAAAACAGCCUACGGAAGAGGAUUAGAAAAUGUGGGGAUGUGAAAAAAAUGUUUUUUUUUGUUCUGAGAAAAAAGUCAGAAUUCUGAGAUUAAAGUUUCUUCCAUGUGGCCCUUAUCAUCUUCCGUAAAAGCCUAAUAGGAAGUUGAGAAGAAAUAUUCUGAAGAAAAAAACGGAAUUGUUUAAAAAAAAAAGUUUUAUCAGGAUGUUUAAUUAAGUUAGGGUUUUUUGUUGUGUCCGCAUUGUGGUUGACAGCGUAGUUGUAAUACUUAAUUUCCCCACUAAAGGCAGAAGCGCAUCACUACCUAAUGUUCUAAACAAUUAAAAUACAUAUCUAGCCGAAAGAAAGACAUGAAGGUAAUGUUACAUCACUUGCUGACACUAUUUAAACAGUUAUAUUCUGAGGCCAAAUUGAUUCUAAAAAUGUGAGUCCCAUAACAGUUUAUUUAGGAUUUCGAAAGAUCAUCCUUUUUUUACCCAUUUUAAAAUCCUGAUCACAGGCUAGAGAACUUUUUUUUUGCAUCUCAUGGCUUCCGUAGCAUAAGUCAUGCAUUGAAAAAAUGUAUCUAGGCAUGUUAAAACAGAAGCCUGCUAAGACUAAAAUGUAGGCGAGUACACAAAUAAUAUCAGAGACCUAAUCGCCCACCCCCCAGGAAAAACUUGUUGACUUACUUUGAAUUGAUCAGUUAAUGCAUUACCAUUUAGCAUCUCGUAAUGCAAGUAUUAAAGCUUGAUUGUCUUUUACAAAUUCAAGUCCAAAGCAGCUAUUUUUUUUCCUGUUUUCUUUCGUCCUGUUGCUUGCAAUAAGUCAUUCAAAAGUAGUGUCAACACUAUCAGAGCUUUAGAGUUAGUAUUAGUCAAAAUCAUCAAUGUGUGAUUUUUGUAUUAAUUUAUACAGUAGCAGGACACAGUGGGAAAAUCUAGCGAGUUCACUUUCAGAUUUUGAUGAAGUUGGAACAUGUGUAUGUACAGUAUAUAUGUGUGUUUGUUAUUGUUGUCUUAAUGUCUUUGUUUUUUACUCUGUAGAGGUAGGUUUUGUAUGACGCACACUAAAUGAAGUAUUUCUCCCACCAAGCUUUAGAUGUAGUUCAAGAGUUUUGCCUGUAAAGAUGAAAGUGUUUGAUAUGAAAUGAAAAGUCGUUUUACUGAUGUCUGAUUUAUGAUUACAGUGCAAACAAAACUUGAGUUUCUGAGGAAAGCGAACAUUUGUACUGCCUGGUGCUCACUGAAUAAAUGUUUCUUUUUUUUUA
Trematomus bernacchii (emerald rockcod) is the source of this 6740-nucleotide messenger RNA. RefSeq names its product collagen, type XV, alpha 1b (gene col15a1b). The coding region runs from base 123 to 4094 and encodes 1323 amino acids. The record is from RefSeq and is a predicted model, not a curated record. The transcript is spliced from 45 exons. Lineage: Eukaryota; Metazoa; Chordata; Actinopteri; Perciformes; Nototheniidae. Gene Ontology annotation, cellular component: basement membrane.